Messenger RNA from Verticillium alfalfae VaMs.102, 1281 nucleotides. RefSeq names its product choline transport protein. Gene Ontology annotation, biological process: transmembrane transport. Bases 1 to 1281 code for a protein of 426 amino acids. Lineage: Eukaryota; Fungi; Ascomycota; Sordariomycetes; Glomerellales; Plectosphaerellaceae. Gene Ontology annotation, molecular function: transmembrane transporter activity. The transcript has 3 exons. Gene Ontology annotation, cellular component: membrane. The record is from RefSeq and is a predicted model, not a curated record.
AUGUCGCCUCCCCCGGCUGAAGGCGACGCGGAAUCGCAGGCCCAUCUCAAGCGUCUGCCCACCGCUGACCAGGCUGUACAAGAUGCUCUCGACCUCGCCGAGCUGGGCCAUGCCGAGACCUUGACGCGCAAGUUCAGCCUCUGGAGCAUGUUUUUUCUUGCCUUCUCCGUGCUAGGAACCUGGUCUACCUUCGCCCAGGGUCUCAGCAGCGGGCUGACGGCUGGCGGGCCCGUUGCCAUCCUCUGGGGCCUCGUUCUCGUCUUCGUCUGCAACAUCUGCGUUGCUGUCUCCCUCGCCGAGAUGUGCAGCGCCAUGCCCACCGCCAUGGGCCAGGCCUACUGGAUCUGGCGCCUGUGGCCCGGCGGCAAGGGGCGCUUCACGUCCUACCUCUGCGCCUGGAUCAACAAGUUCGGCUGGUGGACGCUCUCCGCCUCCCAGGUCGCCUUCAUGACCGACUUCAUGCUGAGCAUGAAGGUUCUGUACGACCCGGACUGGGACGGCGCCCAUGGUUGGGUGCGCUUCCUACUCUACCUCGCCGUGACGGCGUUCGUCACUCUCUUCAACAUCGUCGCCUGCCGCAGAGACGCCAUCCUGCCCAUGUUUAACAACUUUGUUGGCAUAUGUUUCGUCACUCUCUUCUUCGUCUUUUCACUGGCGCUCCUCAUUUCCGUUGGCGUUAAGGACGGCAACUCGUUCCAACCCGCGUCUUUCGUCUUUGGCCGCUGGCUCAACCAGACAGGUUGGAAUGAUGGUGUGACGUGGUUCCUGGGCCUCGUUCAGGCGGCUUACGGCCUGACGGCCUUUGACGCCGCCAUCCACCUCGUCGAGGAAAUUCCUGCGCCGCGCAAGAACAUUCCCCGCGUCAUGUGGCUCUCCGUCACCAUGGGUGCCGUCUCCGGCUUCAUCUUCAUGGUUGUGUGUCUCUUCUGCAUCCAGGACCUCGAUGCUGUCAUCGACCCCUCGACAGGUCUCCCUUUUAUGGACCUGCUCAAGGGUACCACCGGCCUCACUGUUGCUACCGUGCUCCUGUACGCCAAAUCCGACCGUCUCCGAUAUGAACUACGCCCAUCGCGGGUGUUUGGUAUCAUGAUGGUCGUGUCUCUUGGUUUCUGGGUCACCAAGGGCCGCCUGACCUACCUGCGCGCAAGCGAGGCCGAAGAAGUCAUCAUUGAAGCGCGCCGCACUGAGCUAUCACAAGCAGCCGCAGACCACCCCGGGGCCGAAGGCCCCAGUGAUGUCAAGGAUACCACCGAGUCUUUCCGGGAGAGGCGGCAGUCUUAG